AUGAACACCACUGCAGCAGCUAGCUACACCACGGUGUUGGUUGACGUGGCCAAAUCCAACAACACCUUCAAAACCACCGCCGUCGGCAUGGAGAGGAUUGAGAAGUUCUUUGCGAGCCGACGGUCUUCGACUUUUGCCUCAAACUUGUCUUUUGUGGUUUCUAAGUUUUUAGUUCUUUUACUCUGUUACGGCAGGACUUAA
Messenger RNA from Prunus armeniaca (apricot), 201 nucleotides. NCBI's taxonomy places the organism in Eukaryota, Viridiplantae, Streptophyta, Magnoliopsida, Rosales, Rosaceae. The record is from the annotation of a GenBank genome assembly.